This is a messenger RNA of Stomoxys calcitrans (stable fly), 864 nucleotides long. RefSeq names its product farnesol dehydrogenase-like. The record is from RefSeq and is a predicted model, not a curated record. The transcript has 2 exons. The coding region runs from base 42 to 794 and encodes 250 amino acids. NCBI's taxonomy places the organism in Eukaryota, Metazoa, Arthropoda, Insecta, Diptera, Muscidae.
AAUUUGGCCAACUCUAGUGCAGUUUAAGAUUAUAUCCCACCAUGGAACGUUGGCAAAACAGAGUGGCUGUAGUGACGGGAGCCAGUUCUGGCAUAGGAGCAGCCAUUGCCAAGGAUUUGGUAAUGGCAGGCCUCAAAGUUGUAGCCUUGGCUAGACGGGUGCCUCGAAUGCAGCUACUAAGAGACUCUUUGCCAAUUGAAAAACGCUCUCAACUUAUUAUUAUGCAAUGUGAUGUUACCGACUUGAAUAAUGUGGAUAGAGUCUUCGACGAAAUUAUCUCAAAACUAGGAGGCAUCGAUAUAUUGGUCAACAAUGCUGCAAGUCUGAAAAAUGGUCUAUUGUCCACCAUGGAUAUUAAGGAGGUUCAGGAAGUACUUAAUACCAAUGUCCUUAGUGUGGUCCAUUGUACGCAGAGGGCAUUCAAAUCGAUGAAAGAUAGAAAUUUCAAUGGUCACAUUAUUAUAGUCAAUAGUAUAGCUGGUCAUAAUGUAUUGGCAGGGUUGCCUCAGAGUGUUCCCAGCAUAAAUAUUUACUCACCCACUAAAUUUGCUAUUACAGCUAUAACAGAAAUGUACCGGCAGGAAUUCCAUGGAUUGGGUACAAAAAUCAAAAUUUCGAGUAUAAGCCCCGGCUUUGUGGACACAGAGCUUUUAUUUGACGAACUACGUCAAGCGGUUUCCCACUGCCUGCUACAGUCAAGCGAUGUUUCAAAUGCCGUUUUGUAUAUGCUGUCUACUCCACCCCAUGUCCAAAUCCAUGAAAUGAUUAUAAAACCCUUAGGAGAAGCUGUUUGAGGAAGUUUUUAGUAUGCGGUUGACAGGCUACAGAUUUUUCUUAAAUAAACGGUUGAAGUUAUAAAUCGGA